AUGUCCUCAGUCUUCGCCAUCGGUGCCGGCGCAGCCGUCGCCGCCUUCCUCGGCCGAGCAGGUCUCGUCGCAUGGCGCCGCUCCCGAGGCGGUGUCGGAGCCAUGGGCAAAGCCUUUUACAAGGGCGGAUUCGAGCCCAAAAUGACCAAGAAGGAGGCCUCGCUUAUCCUCUCGCUCAAUGAGCGCACCAUCACCAAGGACAAAGUCCGCAAGGCCCACCGGACGAUUAUGCUGCUGAACCAUCCUGAUCGAGGCGGUAGCCCGUAUCUCGCGACAAAGGUCAACGAGGCCAAGGAGUUGUUGGAUAAGCAGACGUGA
Messenger RNA from Metarhizium brunneum ARSEF 3297, 318 nucleotides. RefSeq names its product Mitochondrial import inner membrane translocase subunit (gene PAM18). The record is from RefSeq and is a predicted model, not a curated record. Gene Ontology annotation, molecular function: ATPase activator activity. Gene Ontology annotation, biological process: protein import into mitochondrial matrix. NCBI's taxonomy places the organism in Eukaryota, Fungi, Ascomycota, Sordariomycetes, Hypocreales, Clavicipitaceae. Gene Ontology annotation, cellular component: PAM complex, Tim23 associated import motor.